This is a messenger RNA of Penicillium lagena, 1590 nucleotides long. RefSeq lists its product as uncharacterized. The record is from RefSeq and is a predicted model, not a curated record. The transcript has 4 exons. Bases 1 to 1590 code for a protein of 529 amino acids. Lineage: Eukaryota; Fungi; Ascomycota; Eurotiomycetes; Eurotiales; Aspergillaceae.
AUGUCCACCGCGGACACAGCCGAUGUAAGCGACGUGCCUCCCGUGGUACGUGACUUGCUUCGCAUUUCUCUCAACCCUAAGGAAUAUCGCUUCCUUCACAAAGCCGCCCUCUCGCGCUUUCCGCCAGCUUUGCAGAACAAGCUACCCUCGCCAUCACGAUACGAUGCCCUCUCCCGUCCCAGAAAUAGACACAGCGAAGCCGCUGUCCGCGCGUCGCUGCGUGUGUUCUUGGGGUCGAGUCUGGCGCUCAAGUUGACAGAUCUGGUUCUUGCAAGGGUGAGAGGUGGCGCUGAAAAGUCAAAAACACGCACCUCUCUCCUCCGCUCCCCAAACUUACGCCUUUCCCUCUCCCUAUCCCUCCUCCUCCUCAUUCACCGAAUCCUCUACCGCUUCCUCGUCCGACUGCGCGCGAACCUGCGCACGGAUGAUGCCCGUCCCUUCUGCGAGAGAAACCCACAGGUCUCGCGCGCGUUAACCUCGCGCUUCGCCCCUGCCAUCGGAGCCAGUCUGGCAGGUUUCGCGCUGGGCAUCUGCCCGCAGGACCAGCUCCGCCUUACGGCAGCCAUCUACACCAGCACGCGCAGCUUGGAGUUUCUCUUUAAUGUCCUCGAUGAGAAAGGGUAUUUGGAUAAGCGGCCCUGGUGGUUCGGCAGCUGGCUGCUUAUGCCCGUGUCGUGUGCGCAGCUGUUUCACGCGUUUGUCUUUGAUCGGGAGACUACACCCAAGUGGUUCGGUAAUGUCAUUCUGAAGCUCUCGCCGAGCUAUAUCCAGAGCCGACCGGAGUCGCUGCCUAGCAAUGUGCCCUGGCCGGAGAAGGAAGAGAUUGUGGACUCACUUGCUUCUAUUGCGGAUUUGCGCUGGCCCGCAUUUGUGUCUCCCAUUCUACACCCCGCAGACCCCAACACCCUGCCGUCCUUGGUCAAGGCCAUCUCCCCAAUCACCGGCCCAGCUCAUCCCUCGAUCUCGCAUCUGUCCUGUGCGUUGCUGCACCCUAGUGUCCCGACCUGCAGCACGGCCUUCCUGCAUCACAUCCUCCUGUCAGUGCCGAAGCUCGCUCGGUUUCUCACAGCGUUGACCCUGGCCCUGAGCAUCCCUCGCAUCAAGACGAUUCUGGCCCAACCCAUCACCUCGGUGAACACCCUAUCUAAGCGGAUCAUAACCCUGACGGUCGUGCUCUCCGCAGCGGUUGGCUCUGCCUGGGGCAGCGUCUGCCUCCUAAACAGCUCCCUACCUCGCUCGACACUCCCAACUAAACGGUUUUUCCUCAGCGGCGCGAUCGGUGGGCUACCUUUCCUAUUCUUUAACAGCCGCGGCACCUUCCUGUACUUCUUCCGGGCGGCCGUCGACUCCGCUUGGAAAACGGGCGUCAAGCGAGGCCUGUGGAAGGGCCGAAAGGGCGGUGAGCUGGCGCUGUUUGUGCUGUCGUGGGCGUUGAUGGGGUCUAUUCUGGAGGCGAGACCAUCGGCGGUUCAGGGCGGUGGGCUGCGUAAGGGCUUGGCCUUCUUGCGGGGAGAUGGGUUCGCAGAUCCGGUCGAAAAAGCGAAUCGCAAGGCACGUCGGGGGAAGAAAGCCGAGGAGAAGACGGAGUAG